AUGGCGCCAGCCACAGAGUCUCUGACGGAUUUGCAGAAGGAGAUUUUUACGAAAAUCAGUAAUAAUGAGGUGGCGGAACUCAAAACCCUGCUGACGGCAAAUAAAAUGAAAAUGGAUUUCGUCGACGAGAACGGUAUGAGUCCACUGCAACAUGCCUGCUAUAAAGGAAACAAGGAAAUUGUACAGAUGCUUCUAGACCAGGGUGCAGAUGUUAAUUCAUGUCAGCAUGAACAUGGUUAUACAGCUCUGCAUUUUGCUGCUUUAAGUGGUAAUGCUGAACUGUGCCAUCUCUUAAUGUCCUACGGUGCACGAUUAACUGCUACAAACAGUGUAGGACGCACACCUGCACAAAUGGCAGCAUUUGUGGGAAAUCACAACUGUGUCGCAACCAUUAACAACUUCAUCCCGAAGGCUGACAUAGAUUAUUACAUAAAACCACAGGGUUUGCAAACUGAACCAAUGUUGCUACCACACCUGGCAGAUUCCUUCCAUAAGUUCAUCAUGGAAGUUAAUGUUCAUCCUGUACGAGUUGCUAUAAAUCUUCAGAAAUGUCCUGGCCUCUUGGAAAAUUUGGUCAAGGUUCAAAAGGUCUUGGAAGCAAUGCGCCACAGAGAAAUGACUCGAGGUGUAGAAACAAAUGAAGUAAUGGCAUUCAAAUAUCACUAUCUCAGUUGUGUAACGGCCGAAAUAAUUAAGUGUCAAAAACGCCAAGAAGCAAUGAAAGCAGAGAGAAGUGAUAAAGAAAAAAUAAACGAUGAAGCAGAAGAGAAAAAAUCCGAUGCUGUGGAACUGCUGGUUCGAAAGUUUCUAAAGUGUAGCAAGACCGAUGGGAAUCCCGAAUACCAGGAAGCCUUUUUAAGAGAAGCAGUGAGAGAAUUUCCUUUCCGAGAGAGUACAAUUUUCCGUCAAAUGGUCGCCACUCUCGCAGGAUCAGAUCCCCCAUCAGCUGUGUCCGUAGUAUCCGCAGCAAUAAACGGUCAACGAGGAUUCUCGGAUAACCUACAAGUCUGUGUGACAUGUGGCGAAGAGAAAGCAACAAAGAAAUGCAGCAAGUGUAAGGCUGUGCAAUAUUGCGAUCGUGAAUGUCAAAGACUCCAUUGGUUCAUGCACAAAAAAGCAUGCGCAAGAUUAGGUCAGUCAUCAAACAACGUGAAACUAAGCGAUGCGGACAAGGUGCAAAUCGGUAACGCUGUUAGUUCGAGACUACAGAAUUUGGCAGUAAAUUAAAGGGAUCAAUUGUAUGCAAAGUACCAUUUGCCAGAAAUAAACGACACAAAUGUUGUUUAUCUGACAAUUUGAUUUAUUUGUGUACAUAGCUGUUCGUGUAGGUAUUAUACGUGUCGAUUGUAUUUAAUAAGUUAAUCCCGACGCACGAAUCCAUGAUCUUGGAGUGUCUAUUUAUGCGACGGUUACCCACGAAAGGAAAAACAAAAAAAGAUCAAGAAAGAAUGAAGGAAAGAAGUUGGGAGAACAAAUGCUGUGUUCCAGAUAUAUACACGCAGCCUUGCCGAAAGGUUUCUGUAUUACAAAAUAGAUAAACGUAAGUUUAAUUGAGGAGAAUAGCCACCCGCCAUUGACCGAGAACCAAAAACAGUACAAUCUCUAUUUGAUACGAGAAUCGUACGUUCUGUUACCAAAAUACAUUGUUCUCCCAUAUACAUAGAUAUAAUAUCAAGAUACAUAUUCAUAUAUUUCACACUCAAAAAUUUUACGUCUCUUAAAGUGCUAAUAUUACGUGCUCCGAGUUAUAAUAAUCUAAUCACAGUCAUCAUCGUGUACACCCGUACUUAGUCGCAAGUGUCACUCAUGAUUCUUCAAUUCAUGUUCUCGUGAACUUUUAUAGUCCAUGAUUUUAAAUAAAAUACUUUUGUGUGCAACAUA
Cephus cinctus (wheat stem sawfly) is the source of this 1881-nucleotide messenger RNA. RefSeq names its product ankyrin repeat and MYND domain-containing protein 2. The record is from RefSeq and is a predicted model, not a curated record. The transcript has 3 exons. The coding region runs from base 1 to 1227 and encodes 408 amino acids. Gene Ontology annotation, molecular function: protein binding. NCBI's taxonomy places the organism in Eukaryota, Metazoa, Arthropoda, Insecta, Hymenoptera, Cephidae.